Molecule: messenger RNA, 3269 nt
Organism: Episyrphus balteatus (marmalade hoverfly)
Lineage: Eukaryota; Metazoa; Arthropoda; Insecta; Diptera; Syrphidae
Exons: 16
Coding region: 87-3200 (1037 amino acids)
Molecular function (GO): microtubule binding; beta-tubulin binding
Source: RefSeq, a predicted model, not a curated record
UCUUUCUGAAAUAAUUUUAUUUUUAGAAAUCAAACGGAAGCAUAUUUUUUAAAUAUCCUCUGAAUAAUUUAGAAUUAUUUAUCAAAAUGCCAAAAAAGAAAUCGAAACCGAAAGAUUCAAAGAAAACUAAUGCACCUGAAACAACCGAAUAUCAGUUGAUAACCCUUGAGGAAAAUCACGCUUAUCAGAUUAAACAUGAAAAUCUGAUACAACGCGUUUGGAAAAGUGCACUUUUAUUUGAGGAUGUAGAGCUAGCAGUCAAAGAAAAAGCCAACAUUGAGAAUAACAUUAAAGAGUGGAAAACAUAUCUUAAAUGUGACAAAAUUCCAAAACCAUUCGAACCACAAAAGAUUCGGAAUUUCUUCGAUAAAUCUCUUCAUUAUGAAAUAGAAGAUAUUCAAAAUACGAUCAAUUGGAUGUUGGAUAUUGAUGAACGUAGUAUUUUGAAUCAAGACAUUGAGUCAAUAAAUAAGACAAAGACAAACUUAAAAUUAGAUAGAUCCGAUUUUGGUCAGCAAUAUGAUAUUCGAAUAUGUGAUACUAUGGAGCUUCUAAAAAGAAUCCAAGAGUUCUUGGAAAGUCCAAUCAAAAACAUUCCAAAAGAAACACUGCUUGAUAUCGAAGGGCUAUACCAAUCAGCCAAAAGUAAAAUAUGUUGUUAUAUCGAUAAUUUAACAUAUCGUGUUUUAUACUCUGAAGCCGCUUAUAUGGAAUCAAUUAAUGUAAUAUCUGCAGAAUAUUUCUAUCAAGGUCAACAUUUUGACAUACAUCUUUGGACUUUUCAAAAUGUACCAAUUUAUUUGGAUCCUGAAGAAACAAAAUCCAUAACCAUUCAACUGAAACAAAUCAAGACCGAACUUAUAAUUCCUUUUUGUGUUUUGUCAGAAAAUAUGGUAAUCAGGGGCUUAUAUUGUCAUUUUGAUUACUUGAGCUCACUUGCUAGGUACAAUGAAAUGCCAAUUAAAGAUGAAACCGUGAUAAGUUUAAAAAUAGCUUUGCAAAAAGAGUGGGCAGGUCAGAAAAAAAUUCAAGCCGAAAUUAAAGCAAAUAUGAUUAAAGAGAGAUCUGAUUUUGAAGAAGCAAUGCGUUUAAAAGCUGAAGAAGAGGAGCUCAAAGCUAAGGAAGCCAAAAAGGAUGAUAAAUCCAAAAAGGCACCAAAAAAGAAGGAAAACUCUGCGAUUCCUAAGAAACUUCCCAAAGAACCCCCAAUAAUAACACCGGAUUUGGUUCCAAUUGUUCGGAAAGAUUUUCUUGAGCACGACGCUCAAGAGUAUGCAAACUCUAUUAUACUCUUUCAUCCUAAUAAACUGAAUUUAUCAAAUGGGGAGGUUAAUUUGAGGCAAUAUCAAAUUUUGGGUGGUGUUUAUCAUAUCAAUUCACUUACGAAACCAAAUGUUGCAAACAUUCCUAAGUUAAUAAUGACUUGGUACAAAUCUGAGAAACACUUUGAAACCAAAAAAACUCAAGUCUAUUCUGACGUUUCUAAUGCUGAUGACAUUUCGAAAUUUUUCGAAAUAACAUUCGAAUUACCAGAUUGUUUCUGUCAUUCUAGUGAACCAAUUGUAUGUAUUUUUGAAGAACAUCAAUCUCAAGUCAAUGAUAGUUUAUAUGAAACCGAAAAAGCUUUAAAAAUCGGUUCACCUGUGAUUAUAAAUGACUUUAAUUUACACGAUCUUUUUACAAAGCCUAUGAUGUACAAUUUUCUUGAGAACUGUAACCCAAGAAUAAUUUCCACUUUUAAAUUUCCUGAAGAUUUUCAUAACGAAGACGAAGACAAAAAAUCCAAGUCAACAUUGGGCCGUUCUAAAGAAAAGGCUGAAAAUGAGGAAAAAAAUAAAGAACAUGAGUUGCAAAAGCAGUUCUUAUCAUUCGAUAUGCAACGCAAUCCUGAAAGACUAUUUCCUUUGUUUAAAAAUGUACUUCCAGUCGUGAUUCUUCCUAUUGAUGAAGAUAAAGUAAAUCGGGGAACACAACCAUAUGAAUAUUUUUCAGAGUUCAUGUCGACUUUGGAAUCGAUCAAGGACUCGUACCGAAAGUCAUCAUUCAAAGAUAAAUUUGGUAAUCCUGUCAAAAUUUUGGCUGAAGAAUAUGAAAAAAAUAUAAGAAGACCAAGAAUAACAACAAAACUCGUUGCAUAUGAAAAGGCUAAAGAAAUAGAACCAACUAAAAGGGCAAGUUUACAUAUAAAUGGACGUGAUUCAGUUGGCAGCCGACAAUCCUUAGAACAUCGAACCUCAUUAAAAAAGGAACAAUUAUCUGUAAAAUCAAAUGAACCUUUAAAAAAUAAAACUAAAAAACCACAAAAAGUGAAAACUCCUGAAAGUAUACCAGACCUAAAAGAAGACAGCCAUUUAAGUCAUUUGGAAACUGAGGAAAGGAGACAUGAAGAACAAUCUAUUUCAAAAUGGUCUACAACAAAUAUUCUGAAAACUGUAUUCAACCCAAAUGAAAAGAAAAUAACAAUUUGGACGGAUCGUUUAGGAACAUUUGGAUUGGCAUUCAAUCGAUAUCAGCAUUUUCCUUUUAAAAGCUGGUCACUUCAACGCAAUGACGAAAAAGCAAAUGAACUAGAGUUGAAAAUCGAAAGUAAAUAUGCAUUGUUCAGAAUCUACAUAACUGGGGAUGGCUAUAAAGCUUUAAUCACAGAUUUUUCGAAGACUCUAAAGAGUCGGAAGAUUUUUUUGGACAUUGAUGAGCCCAUAAGUGAUUUAAGAAUUUUUAAGAAGAAACUACAAGAUACAUUUUUGAACAUUUUCUCUGAACCCGACACUGUCUGGUAUGUAAAUGGAAAUUUCUCUGAAAAGCAUUUAGCUGCUGAACUACACACUUAUGACUCUAUAAGUUUAAAUGUAUCGAAUAUAAAAUUUCAUAGUUCCGAUUGGAACAAAUUAUCAAAACGACGAACAAUGGUCUUGAAACUUGGAGAGCUCAAGGAAUUAGAUCAAGAUUUAUGUUUGAUUCAAAUAACUCCAGAGGGUGUAAUGUUUGUCGAAAUUAAUGAGGUUAAAACUGAUAUGGGAGUAACUGAAUUGGAGUACGUAUCCACUUGGCGAAAUCUUGAAUGGUAUGCAGAUCUCAAUCAUUUGAUUAAGUCAAAUUUCGGUGACAUAAGUGAUUCUACAUUUAUGAAUGAACAUAAACAAAUUAUUUUAUAUUUACGAAAUUUACUACAUUCUAUUAGGCUAUUAAGCUUCUCAUAGAAGUAUACAUAGAUUAAAAUAAUGAGAUAUCUACAAAGCAAAUAAAAAAAAAUAGCUUUUUCAACCUAA